ACCCUCUUACUAGUCAUGUUUAUAAUACUAGUAAUAUGUUUAUUUAAAAGCUAUAGUUACUCUUAUUUAGAAGUUCAUUUUAAAUAACUGUCCUAAUUCAUAUAUAUCAGCUUGUUUUAUAAUAAGGUUUAAGAAAACUAUUCAUUAAACUGUGUUUUGUUUACAAAGAUUCACAUUUUAAAGUGAGCUGAAAAUGUGUGUGUAUCCCUUUAAGAAACCCUGUGUAAACGCUAAAGUUUGGUUUAAAUGCACUUGGAAAACAUGUGCGGGUUACUGUCUAGUUUGAUUGUAUUUUAUGUGAUUGGAUGCUUAUUAUUUUAAACCCACCCAUGCAUAUGAGAGUGUAAUGUGAUUGGUGGUUAAUUGAGUCAAUCAAAAUGAGAGAGGAGAGACGAACUGCGUUCGAGAGAGAGCGGUGGCAGAUACGCUCGCGCUAGAGAGGAAAGAGUUGCGAUAACCGCUAAACGCGUGUUAUAUGGGUUUUGUUUUAUGUGAAAGUGUUUUGUUUGUUUAUGCCGUCAUGUUAACCCAGCAGAUGGGUUAAUAAACCACUUUACUCGUCUUAUCAGCAGUUGAUGAGCCGUUUAGCAUUUAAAUACAGACUCUCCUGUUCGCGUUGUUAUAGACUGCAGUGACUAAUAUACUGCAUUCAGUGUAUUGCAGUGUGUUGUGCUAUCUAUUACUUUGCGUGGGACACUUCGAGAGAUCAGUUACAGUCGUGUAAACAAGUGAUUGCGUGAGUGAAACGAACUCCGUGGACAACUCGCCUCAUCAAGACUGUUCAGUUUGCCUUGGGUCGCGAGGAAUGGACCGAGAUUCACUGAGGAUCGUGUGAUGUCUCCGGUUGUGGUUUGAGUGAUCACUGGAGCACAGAGCUAAGGUAUCAGAGUAGUGAGAGUCAUAUAGUCGAGAGACCCCAGUUAAAGAACCCGUCGCUCCACCCUAAAGAUCUUAGUCUUGACACAACUAAGUAGGGCAGGGGGCGCUACACAAAAUGGUGGCCAGUACGGGGAAUCUCUUCUUUCCUCUGGUACCCUAAAAGAAGACUGACAUAAAUCUGUGUUAAUACCCUCAAGUUGAUAUUGGAAAAGAAAAUUUAACCCUUUCUUGCACUUACUUGUAACCUCUUGAAGCAUGUCUUUCAGAAAUAACCCUCUCCUUCAAACUGAACUUACCAGCUGGUGUAGUGAGGUAGGGAUUGACCCGAGUCAUGCACUGCUGCUGACUGGAGUACCAGCAACUACUGAAGUGGCACAAAUUGAGGAAGCGGCACAAAGUGUAAAAGCCUUUGGAAGAGUGCGUGUUCGAGAUAACAGACAUGGACCCACCUCAACUACUCUAUUCGUUUUGUGUGAGUGUCGAGAAGUCAUAGACGCCACACGUUGUCCUACUAAACUUAUGCUUGGAGAUGGUGAGGAGGCCUGGGAGAUAGUUGUUUCCACUGAAAGUGACUCACCACCUGUUGCCCCUGUAGGAUUCACAGAUAAGCUGUCAAAGUUUCUCAUGGAUGAGGGAAAGUCUAUAACUGAUUUACAAGCUCUGUUUCCUUCUCUUGGUUCCAAUACCAGUUCCCCUGAGUCAAUUAUCCGUGCUGUGGGUGAGAUCCUAGAAAAAACAGUGAAACCACAAAGUGACAGCAAUGCUUACCGUCGUUUACGUACCUUCUCUGGUACUGUUCCCACCCCCGCAGGAGAGGAAACCAUGGAACAUUGGAUCGAGCAGGCCAGAAUAAUGAUAACAGAAUGUGACUGCUCUGAGAAAGAAAAACGUCGGAGAGUUGUAGAAAGUUUAAAGGGACCAGCACUUGAUAUCAUAAAAGCUGUUCGUCUGUCUAGCCCUGAUGCCAGUGCCCUGCAGUACCUGGAAGCGCUGGAAAGCACGUUUGGAUCCUCCGAGUCUGGAGAAGACUUGUAUUUUGCUUUUCGACUAAUACGGCAGUCUCCUGGAGAGUCAUUAUCUGAUUUCUUGAGACGGAUGGAGAAAUCUCUGACCAAAGUUGUUCAAAGAGGAGGUUUGUCUCCAGCCAAUGUUGACAGAGCAAGAGUAGAACAGCUGAUCCGAGGAGCCGUUGAAUCAGACAUGAUGCUCCUGCAGUUGCGGUUAAGGGAGAGAAAAGAGCGACCACCUACUUUCCUGAACUUACUGAACGAAAUCCGUGAGGCUGAGGAGAGCGAAGCCACUCGACGUAAGAUCACUGCCACUGCAAAGCCCAUACACCUGCAGGGAGAAGAAAAAAUUAGUCCAGCAGUUGUACGGGAGCUCAAAGUAGAACUUCAAGAACUCAGGGCUCAGCUGAAAGGUGAAUGUCCAAACACUUUACCUGCUUCAUCCAUGAUGGUAGAGCCCAAGGCAAAGCUAAGACACACAAAUACCACAGACAAGCACGAGACAAAGAAUGAUUCAGAAGUCCAAGCCUUGAAAAAACAAGUCCAGCAGUUACAACAACAGCUAGCUGUUAUGAGUGUUGGCCACAGUCAGCCAAUGAGUCAUGCCCAGUCCUUGCCACAGCCUUUCCCAGAUCCUCCUAGACAAAAGCCUGUCAGGAACAAGGAUGAUUACUUUUGCUAUCGGUGUGGAGAGGACGGACACAUUGCUACAAAAUGUCAAUCACCUGAAAACUCCACUCAAGUGAUCAAUAAGCUAGUCCGCUCUCUAAGGAAGGCUAGAGAAGUGAGAAAUGAUUCAAACUACAAUAACCGUUCUGGAGAUCGUGCCUGUUUUUCAAAAAAUAGCCACAUCCACACCUAUGAGCCAAAUGGUCUACCAAAGGGUUUAGUGGGACCCACUUCGACGGUUAAUGUGAAGAUUUGUGGACAGUCAUGUGAAGCUCUUUUGGACAGUGGUUCUCAGGUCACUCUUGUGUUUGACACAUGGUAUUCCCAAAACCUACCAGAUGUGCCCAUCCAUCCUCUUACUGGAUUGUCCAUUUGGGGACUUGGCUCGUCCAGUUAUCCCUAUAAAGGCUACAUUGUUGUAGAUGUUUCAUUUCCUGUGUCUCUCACUGGUGUAGAAGAGUCAGUAUCCAUCCUUGCUUUAGUCUGCCCAGACCCCAAAGGUCCUCCACAGUUUCCAGUAAUAAUCGGAACAAACGCCAGUUUCUUCCAGAGACUAACAGCUCUUAACAAGCCCACAAGUGAAACAAAUACUGCCCACACCCUACGAAUUCAGACCCAUCCAUCCUGCCAUACACUCCAGAGCUUUAAAACCUCUGAUCCUGAUCUGCCAGAAGGAAAAGUGAAAUGGGUCGGCCCAGGAACUUUUACUGUCCCGUCCCGGGGUGAGCUUUAUGCUACAUGCAAAGUGGAGUCCAGAAAGCCAUUAAAAGAUGAUAUCUUCAUAAUUGAAGCUCCAUCAGCUGAUCCACUUCCCGCUGGACUGUUCAUUCCCCCAGUGGUAUUACCAUCCUCUGCUGUAGAUGUGAAUAAUUUCAGAGUAUUAGUCCACAAUGAAACAAGCAAAGAUCUGUCCAUUCCUGCUGGCACUAUAAUUGCACAUGUAUUUCCUACUGACACAGUUACUGUGGCUCAUGGAGUCCAAAAUUCAAAGCCUAUUGAUCCAGAUUUGUUUCACUUUGGUGGAUCGACCAUACCUGCAGCAUGGGAAGAGAGAUUACGGCUGAAGUUGGCUGAGCGAAGUAAUGUGUUCUCACUCGAAGAAUGGGAUGUAGGUCUAGCAAAAGAUGUUAAUCAUCAGAUCAGAUUAAGUGAUUCCCGGCCUUUCAGAGAACGAUCUCGCCGUAUCGCACCAGCCGAUAUUGAUGAUGUACGACGCCAUCUUAAAGAUCUCCUAGCCGCUGGCAUUAUCAAAGAGUCAAGAAGCCCUUAUGCCUCUCCCAUAGUGAUAGCUCGAAAAAAGAGUGGAGCUAUAAGAAUGUGCAUUGAUUACAGGACCUUGAACAGCCGCACUAUCCCUGACCAAUACACCACACCCAGGAUCGAUGAUGCUUUAGACUGUUUGUCUGGCAGCAAGUGGUUCUCCGUCUUGGAUCUACGUAGCGGCUACUAUCAGAUAGCCAUGUCUGAAGAAGACAAAGAAAAGACUGCCUUCAUUUGCCCGCUGGGAUUCUACCAGUUUGAACGCAUGCCACAAGGCAUUACUGGGGCACCAGCCACAUUUCAGAGGCUUAUGGAGCGAGUGGUUGGUGAUAUGCAUCUCCUGCAAGUGAUUGUCUACCUUGAUGACCUCAUUAUAUUUGGCCGCACACUCGAGGAGCACGAGGAGCGACUGAUGAAAGUUCUUGACCGACUAGAGGAAUUUGGUCUAAAAGUAUCUAUAGACAAAUGCCAGUUUUGCCAGCCACAGGUGAAGUACGUGGGGCACAUUGUCUCAGCAGCAGGUGUAGCCCCGGACCCAGAGAAAGUAUCCGCUGUAACUCACUGGAAGACACCUACCGACUUGAAAUCCUUGCGGUCAUUCCUGGGCUUCUGUGGGUUCUAUCGUCGCUUCAUAAAGAGUUACUCCUCCAUUGUAAGACCUUUAACGGAGCUCACAAAAGGCUAUCCACCUGCAAAAGGACGAGGCAAGCUGGAAGGAAAGAAAUACUACAAUGAGAGAGAACUGUUUGGUGAGCGAUGGGAUAAAGAGUGCACAGAUGCCUUCAAGAAAAUCAUACAUUGUCUAACGCAUGCACCGGUACUUGCCUUUGCUGAUCCAACCCUGCCUUAUGUCCUCCAUGUUGAUGCUAGUCUGAGUGGUCUGGGUGCUGUCUUAAAUCAAGAACAUCCUGAAGGUCUUCGUCCCGUGGCUUUUGCGAGCAGAAAGCUGAGUUCCUCAGAAGAGCGUUACCCAAUCCACCAACUAGAGUUCCUGGCAUUGAAGUGGGCGGUCGUAGAUAAAUAUCAUGAUUACUUGUAUGGUGCCCAGUUUGUUGUCCGGACUGACAAUAAUCCUCUUACCUACGUGCUGUCGAGUGCAAAGCUGAAUGCAACUGGUCACCGCUGGCUAGCAGCUUUAGCAACUUAUAAUUUCAGUCUCCAGUACAAACCAGGUAAACAUAACAUUGAUGCUGAUGUGCUAUCCCGUUACCCUGCCAGUGACGAUGUUCCUACGUCUUGGACUGAGAUUCCACAAUCUGGCGUCAAAGCUAUCUGUCAGUUAGCCAGUCUUCCUUGGGAUGAUGAAUCCACCAGGCUUGUAGACCAGCUAGGUGUUCCACCAAGUAGCAUCCCACCUGCAUACUCCUAUCCUGCUCAGCUGGAAAUGGGACAGAUGGAGCAGUUGUCCAAUGGAGACCUGAAGAAGGCACAAGAACAAGAUCCCAUCAUCAGUGUAGUUAAACAAGACAUUGAGCAGGGCAGAGCACCUACCUCUGUAAAAGGUUCAGACCCAAACCUUGCACUUCUACAGCGUCAGUGUCCAAAACUGGUCAUUAAGAACAAUCUACUGUACAGAGUCAGUAAACGCCAGUGUGGGAAAGAAAAACUACAGCUUGUGCUACCUGAAAAGUACCGCCUGGUAGUCAUACAGUCUUUACACGAUGAGUCAGGCCAUCUUGGAGUGGAGCGGACCACUGAGCUACUAAGAGAUCGCUUCUAUUGGCCGCGCAUGACCAUUGACAUAGAACAAUACAUCAAAAACUGUGGUCGCUGCAUUGCCAGAAAAUGA
This is a messenger RNA of Misgurnus anguillicaudatus (oriental weatherfish), 5604 nucleotides long. The record is from RefSeq and is a predicted model, not a curated record. NCBI's taxonomy places the organism in Eukaryota, Metazoa, Chordata, Actinopteri, Cypriniformes, Cobitidae.